Molecule: messenger RNA, 2574 nt
Organism: Dendronephthya gigantea
Lineage: Eukaryota; Metazoa; Cnidaria; Anthozoa; Malacalcyonacea; Nephtheidae
Exons: 4
Coding region: 1-2574 (857 amino acids)
Molecular function (GO): protein binding
Source: RefSeq, a predicted model, not a curated record
AUGGCUAAGCUCAACGCGUUCGAUGAAACUUGUGAUGCAUCCGCUGUGCUUACUUUACUUGGAAGAAUUCCAGUGUUUUCUGUUAACAUUGCUCUCCAAAAUGCGGCAAAUGUUGUCAGAAAAGAUAGAAACGUCUGGGCUCAUUGUGAUGUUACUAAGUGGAAUGAAUCAAACUUCAAGAAGAGUUUUGAUGGCAUGAGAAAACUGCUAAAAAAAGUUGGUUUAUCUCCUCCAAAUAAAUCGAACGCUUUAGCGGGUCUUAAUGACUGGAAAUACAAAGGUGUUGCAUUGUGUAUGAAUGCUUCAAUUGAUUCAGAGCUAGUUAAAGUAAUGCAAGAGCAUGUUACUAAAUUGUCAAGUGAUGUGAACAAGAUGGCGUUUGAGAGUCAAGAAGAAUUGUGCAACUUGAAAGAAACCUUAGAAAAUAUUCACGAAAAUUUACAAAAUUGCGAGAAACGAGUUAAACAAAUGGAGCUUACCCUGGAUACUAUGCAAGAUGAACUAAGUUCCACAAUUGACGAAGUACAACAACUGAAAACCAAGCAAGAAGUUCUUCAAGAAGAACAGAGUUCUAUUUCAGUCAGAGUUGAUUUACAUCAGACCGGAUAUGAAGCCAUUCAACAACGUUUCACGUUUUACGGUUUCUCCGAUUGUACUUCUGACAUUAAACAUUUUGCUAGACGUUACGAUCCAGACACAAGACUUUGGCUACUGCAAGAUUUCAACAAGUGGUUCAGUGAUUCUGAUAACUCCAGAGCCUAUGUACUGCUGGGUGAUGCCGGAGUUGGCAAAAGUGUCAUGGCUGCUGUCGUUGCUCAGAGGGCAAAGAAGGAUGGAAACAUGGCAGCGGCGUACUUUUGUCGUCACUACGAUGGCACACGUCGUGAUCCCAGGUAUCUGCUUGCUACUAUUGCUUGUCAACUGUGUAUUUGUAAUAAAGAAUAUGGUAGAGUUGUGGGAGGGGAGUCCGGGAUACAAAAUAUGUUGACUAAUGCUGAGCUAGGAGUUCAGGAGCUCUUUACAAAAUUGCUAGAAGAGCCAUUAAGUAAAUGCAGUGGUAUUGCGAAAAAACUUGUUGUGAUUGAUGCACUAGAUGAGGCAGAGUAUUUGUCCAGAAAAGAUUUUCUUGAUCUCAUAAUAAACCGUUUUCCAAUGCUUCCUGAAUGGCUCGUUUUCUUCAUCACUAGUCGACCGGAGGGCAUCGUCCAUUUCAAAUUGCAAACGUACAACCCAUGUAUUCGAAUUUGUGCUGGUAAUAGCGAUAGUGCAGGUUUUUAUGAACAGCAUAAGCAGGAUAUUCAACGCUUUUUAGAGAAUAAGAUAAACUUUGUGGGUCUGCCCUAUACUGCUGAGCAACUAACAGAAAAAUGCAAUGGAAUGUUUUUGUACGCUUUCUACAUUGCGGAACAUCCUGACCAGAUUAAGGAUGGUGAUCUUUUUCCUAAAAAUAUUAACGAAUUCUUCAACAAAAAUUUCGAACGCGUCAAAGAAAAAAUAGGUGAGGAUAUUUAUAGGAAAUUGUUUGGCUGUGCUUUGGUGGCGCCUUCUCCACUUCCUGUUUCAUUUCUUUCGUUUCUUUUGAAAAAAGAAAACAACGCUCUAAAUGAGCAAGAAGUGAUUGAUGCUGUCUCGCUGUUUGUUGCCUUCCGAACUUCAGAUAAAACCUUUGCGUUUCUUCACGCUUUGAUUCCGUCCUGGUUAACUGAUGUAAAAAAGGCGUCACGAGAAUUGUUCAUUGACAAAGCUGUGUCAAGCAAAUACUUUACAAAAAUCAUCGUUGAAUUUCUCGAUUCUUUUCUUGAACGACAAAAUGACCCUUCGUUUGAUGAGACUUCACCCGAUGUAGUGACAUAUAUCUUAGUUAUUGGAUUUCGUUUGUUGUAUCAGUCAGGUACAGAUGUGUGUGUGAACUCUGAAAUUGUUUUUAAGUGCCUGACAAACUACUACUUUCUUAAGCAGCGAUUAGAAAGUAACAAACUGGGAAUUUAUUCUCUCCUUGAAGAUCUAGAGUUAUCUGUUGCCAACAUGGCGUUUGAUCAGGAGAAAGAAGCUAUCCUAGACAACAUCGCUUCGGUUCUUAGGGAAGACAAAUAUAUUGUUCUUGGAAGUUCUGAACUUCUCGCCUCUUGUCUCCGGAAAGCAUCUCAGCUUACACAGGCCAAUAUUACGCCUCUAAAUGUUUUAGCUCACAGUGGAAUUAUCCAAGGCCAGUCAUGUAAUGUAUUCGAUCAUGCUAUCUCACUCAGGAAUAUUUUGUGUGACAUGGAGUUCUGUACAUUCUCUCAUAACAAAAGCUUCCUUGCUGGAGGGAAAGGACGAUAUAUAUCUUUGUAUGAUUCGGGUUCUUUCCAAAAAAUUUUCGGGCCAAUUGAAGUGAUGAUUGAAAGUAACCAAUGUAUAUCACAUUUAGAAUUCUCGCCAGAUGACAAACUCAUUUUUUUUGGGAGACUUGACCGAUGGUUAUCGGUGAAGGAGGAAUGUGUCGUGAAGAAAACUCAGUUUGAAGGGAACUCCAAGUGUUAUGAAUGGGGUUCGUUUAUUUCUGAUGGCCAAUAUAUUGCGAUGGGCUAUUAA